GUCUCAGUGUCAUGUCAGACAGCAUGAUUAUGGAUGCCAUUGCCUCCUUCUUGGUUUUGCCAAACCGCCUGGUUGUCCCCUUGGUUCCUGGCCUGCACGUGGCCCAACUACGCUCUCCUUUGCCAAGGGGUGUGGUACGCAUCCACUUGGUGGAGGCACAGAAACUAGCUGCAAAGGACAACUACGUGAAAGGGGUCAUGGCCGGCUUGUCUGACCCUUAUGCCAUAUUGAGGGUCGGCCCUCAGACCUUUACAUCCCAGCACAUUGACAACACAGACUCUCCCAAGUGGGAGGAAAUGUAUGAGGUUAUUGUCCAUGAGGUGCCUGGUCAAGAGUUGGAGGUGGAGGUAUAUGACAAAGACCCAGACCAGGAUGAUUUCCUGGGCAGGGCCAAACUGGAUUUGGGCAUUGUGAAAAAAUCCAUAUAUGUCGAUGAU
Paralichthys olivaceus (Japanese flounder) is the source of this 437-nucleotide messenger RNA. NCBI's taxonomy places the organism in Eukaryota, Metazoa, Chordata, Actinopteri, Pleuronectiformes, Paralichthyidae. The record is from RefSeq and is a predicted model, not a curated record.